Molecule: messenger RNA, 1932 nt
Organism: Scomber scombrus (Atlantic mackerel)
Lineage: Eukaryota; Metazoa; Chordata; Actinopteri; Scombriformes; Scombridae
Product: regulator of G-protein signaling 21-like
Exons: 5
Coding region: 123-683 (186 amino acids)
Source: RefSeq, a predicted model, not a curated record
CGGACCAUAGCAACAGGAAACCUUAGUAUAAAAAGCUGUGUCGGAGGGGGAACCCUCCUAAGUGUCUCUCAGCCACAGCAUGACCAGGACCGAGAGCCUGAGAGUGUGGACUUAACAAAACAAUGCCCAGCCUAAUCGUCGAACCACUCAACACACAGCACUUCAUCAUGGACAGAGAUGACAGGAACAGAAACAAGAACAUUGGAAAGAACUUUAUGUGCCGACUCCAGUGCAUGUUCUCACACUCGUCAGGCUCUGAGAGCAGGCUAAGUUUAGAAGAUACCCAACAAUGGUCACAGUCACUGGAAAGGCUUCUGGAGUCUAAAUAUGGGCUGGCCACUUUUCGUAACUUUCUCAAAUCUGAAUACAGCGAUGAGAAUAUUGAGUUUUGGCUCACCUGUGAGGACUACAAGAAGAUCAAGUCUUCUUUCAGAAUGUCCUCGAGGGCUAAGAAGGUUUAUGAGCAGUUCAUCAAAGCAGAAUCUCCUAAAGAGAUCAACAUUGACUAUCACACUCGAGAGCAGAUCAAAAGGAACGUCAAGACUCCCACCAUGCAUUGCUUUGACGACGCUCAGAAGAUAGUUUACGGGCUGAUGGAAAGAGACUCAUACCCGCGGUUCCUCCGCUCUGACAUUUAUAGAACUCUCCUGGAAAGCCUCGCCACCGAAGCUACGAAGGGAUGAAAACGCAGUUGACGGGAAAGAGAAAGGACAUUAAACCCAUAACUGGAAUGUUUGAGCUCUUUCAGGAGGAAGGACUAACCAAAAAUAAGGAAGGAACAUCAAUCAGCACACCACACAGACAAUUUCAGAGGCCUUACACCUUGGCGUCGUCACUAGAUCCAGACUCAAACUGUGCCUUAGUCCCGCUAUGGGGAGGAUUUCCAUACUGAUCACCGCACAUCUGAGGACUCUAUAAGAAGAAGAUGAACAAUGUACCAUGUUUGCACUGGAUGUGUACAUAGGUAAAUUGACUUCUUCUGACAAUGAAUGAAUCAGCAGGCGGCUGACGCCCGCUCUGAUCGUGGGGCUGCGUAAGCAAAUCAUGCAAUGGGCAGCCUUUGUCCUUCUUUGCAGAGGUGUUUCCUGUGCAAAUAGAGGAUGUAAGAUGCAACAGCCAUACUCAAUUAGUUGUGUAUGUGUGAGUGUGUGAGAGAGAGAGAGAGAGAGAGAGAGAGAGAGAGAGAGAGAGAGAGAGAGAGAGAGAGAGAAACAGUAUUUAGUUGUUGCAUUCAUCUGCCACUGACACAGAAUAAGCUGUCACAAAAAGAGUUGGCCAAUUAUCCGGUGACAGCUCAAAGGAAGACAACAAAUCCAUAGUGGACAGAAGACUCAAUAGUAAUAUGUCAUCAUCAGUAAAGGGUUGCAGAAGGCCACUUAAGCAAGAGGCAUUCUGGGACACUUUAAAAGGAAAUUUCUCUUUCUUUCUUUUUUUUUCUUCUUUUUUUUAAUAGAUUGGACCGCAAUGGGGUUUCGAAAACUGAUGCUGAUAUGUUUUAGAUUUAGGCUGCCUAAUAGAGGAUAUUUUGUGCCAAUCUUCAAUAUCUUUAAAGUCAGUGACUAGUCUUAAUGUCAUUCCUCACCGCUGACUACUGGCCAUAUAAGUCUAAAUCAAAUCCUUACAGCACUGAAAUGUCAUGAGUUGUGAUUUUAUGUAAUAAACCAGUUGAGUGGAAUUAUUAUAGAGAUAGGAUGUUUCACAUUGCAUGACAGGAUGUUAAAACGUGAUGUAUACCCUCAGAAUAGGCCUUAUUACUGCUUUCCAAAGCACAUUGUUUGAAUGUAUUCUCCGUGAGUUCAUAGUUAACUUAAAAAGAUAAACAAUGUAUUAUUUAUUGUUAUUGGUCACCUUUUGAGUACAAAGUUUGUUGCAGUGUUGAAGUGCUUGUUAAAAUAUUAGUGAUUUGAAUGACAUUAAAUUAUUUAAAUUGCC